Messenger RNA from Rotaria sordida, 822 nucleotides. The record is from the annotation of a GenBank genome assembly. Lineage: Eukaryota; Metazoa; Rotifera; Eurotatoria; Philodinida; Philodinidae.
AUGGUAGGCAUCGGUGCAAGAAAUAAAAAUACUCUUGAUAUGAAAUUUAUUUGUCCUGUAUGUUCAUUGAUACUACGAGAUCCUAUACAAUUGACUCAAUGUGGUCAUCGAUAUUGUCGAACAUGUUUAAAUGCUGGACAAGAAACGACAAUUAAAUGUCGACAAUGUCAAGCAGAUACAACACAAAGUGAGAUACGGAUUGAUCGAGGCUUCAAAAAUGAUAUGAAAUCCCUACCCAUUGAUUGUUAUUUUUGUCAGUGGACUGGUAUCUUAAAUAACUAUCAAGAACAUCUCAAUCAAUCUCAUUCAAAUCUUAAAUGUGAUUAUUUUGGUGAACAGUUCAAUUCAGUUAAUAAUUUCAAUGAACAUAAAGUCUUCGAAUGUCAACAACUGAUUGUUGACUGUAUAUUGAAAGAUUUUGGUUGUAAUGAACGAAUUAUCCAUGAUAAAAUGGAAAAUCAUUAUUUGACUGAACAACAUCAACAAACAUCGCAAUUAAAUGAUAGACAAAUAGAUUUUGAUUCUUCUCUAUUUACAGAUGCAAGAGCUUGUAAUACUGACACAGCUCAAUUGAAAGAGGUUAACGAAAGGCUCAAUAUGUGGGUAGGUGGCAUCGAAAUAUUGACCAAUGAUGAACAAUAUCUAGCCCAUGACUUACUUCAAAUGUCAAUUACACUUUCAACAUUGACAGAAGAGUCCUCAAAUGUUAAAUUAUCCAUUGAAGAAUCAAAUGCUUUUUUGAGAGGAGUAAAACAUAAUCAAGAUUUAUCAUUAGUGCAAGAAAAUAUCGAUGAUUUGCAACAUGUUUCAUAUGAUGGAUGA